GGCUAUGGGUGGGUGUGUGGCCUCAAAUGAGGACAGGGCUCUGUUCUUCUCAGCCCUCCCCAGGCUCUUUCCCAGUCCUGGCCUGAGCUAGGUCAUGAUGAAGAGCUCAGCCUACUUUCCUUUCCUGUAUCUCUGUGCCAAGCCUCAAGGGUCAGAUAAAAUUGCUUCCUUCUGGAGUCUCAGUUUUCCUAUCCAUAUAAUGGAGAGCUGACUACCUACCUCCCAAGGGUUUGUGAGAGUAGCCUAAGGCAAUAUAAUAAAGCAGCUGCCCAUGAUACCCAGAAAUGGCUCCAAGUUUGUGUAUUAGCAGUCUUCCCCCGCCUGGGGGGCAGGCUGGACCUGCCAAGUCCGACAGGACCAGGGGCAGGCUGUGGUUUCCUCACAGGGUCUUGUUGGUUGUUAAGUGGGUGGGGAGCUUCUCCUGGUGAGGGCCUCACUUGUGUAGUAUGACCUAAUGGAAAGACAUGGCUCCCAGUCUCACCACACACCCUUGCCUGUGCCCCAGUAUCCAGGCUUUUCAUCUUCCUGACCCCUCCAGACUGAGGCCAGCCCUUAUAGUACCCACUCAGCCUUCACUACAGCUUUCCUUUCCUUUUUAUUUGUCUGGUGUCUGAUCUUCCCAGCAACUCCCCCCCUCCACCCCUCUCAGGGAGGUGCCUCAUGGCAGCCCGCCCCUUCACACUGGUUUCCUCAGGAAAGGCCUUGGAAGGAAGCAGGGAGGGGGUUGGGAGCUGUGGGGGCCAGACUAACCCAAACCCUCCGGCUGAACGGGCCGCCAUGGGACUAAGGCUGCUGCUACUGUUGCUGCUCUGGACACAGGGGACCCAGGAGUCCAAGCUGGACCCCAAUGGGCAGCAUGUCUGCCUGGCCAGCAGCCCCUCUGCUGAUAUCCAGUGCUGCCCAGGCUGGAGGCAGAAAGAUCAAGAAUGCACUAUCCCCAUCUGUGAAGGGCUAGAUGCCUGCCGGGAAGAUGAAGUCUGUGUGAAACCAGGCCUCUGUCGAUGCAAACCUGGAUUCUUCGGGGCCCAGUGCAACUCCCGCUGCCCCGGCCAGUACUGGGGUCCCGACUGCCGUGAGAUCUGUGCCUGCCACCCACACGGCCAGUGCGAGCCGGCCACGGGUGUGUGCCACUGCCAAGCGGACCGCUGGGGCGGCCGUUGUGAGUUCGCUUGCGCCUGCGGCCCGCACGGGCGUUGCGACCCCGCGACGGGCGCGUGCAGCUGCGAGCCCGGCUGGUGGUCCUCCACUUGCCGCCGCCCGUGCCAGUGCAACCCUGCGGCGGCGCGCUGCGAUCAAGCCGACGGCUCCUGCCGCUGUGAGCCGGGAUGGUGGGGCCGCCGCUGCAGCUUCCGCUGCGCCUGCCAUGGCUCCCCGUGCACACAGGAGACCGGCCGCUGCGUCUGCCGCCCGGGCUGGUGGGGCCCCGAGUGCCGGCAGCAGUGCGAGUGCGUGCGCGGUCGCUGCAGCGCCGCCUCCGGCCAGUGCGCCUGCCCGCCGGGCUUCCGCGGUGCCCACUGCGAGCUGCCCUGCCGCGCCGGCAGCUACGGGCCUCACUGCCGCGACAGCUGCGGUCACUGCAAGCACAAGGAGCCAUGCUCUGUAGACACAGGCAGCUGUGAGUCCUGCGAGCCGGGCUGGAACGGAACCCAGUGCCACCAGCCCUGCCCACCUGGCACUUUUGGCGAGAGCUGUGGACAGCUGUGCCCCCACUGCCGGCUUGGGGAGGCCUGUCAGCCAGACACUGGGCACUGUCAACACUGUGACCCUGGGUGGCUGGGGCCCAGGUGUGAAGACCCCUGCCCGACUGGCACCUAUGGGGAGGGCUGUAGCUCUGUCUGCCACACCUGUGUUCAGGGGACCUGUGAUGCUGUGACUGGAGAGUGUAUCUGCCAUGCUGGCUACUGGGGACCCAGCUGCAACACUUCAUGCCCACCUGGUUUCCAUGGCAACAACUGCUCUGUUCCCUGUGAAUGUCCAGAGGGACCCUGCAACCCUGUCUCUGGGGCCUGCCAGCUGGGGCACCACAGUCGGGAUGCAGCCCUCAUAGCUGGCAUCCUUGUGCCUCUGCUGCUGCUUCUCCUGGGCCUCAUUUUCUGUGCCUGCUGCUGCUGGGCCGCCCGGUUGGACCCCAAGGACAGGCCAGCAAGCGAUGGAGCUGCUGUGACCAGGAUGAAGCUGCAGGUCUGGGGGGCGCUGAGCAGCCUGGGCUCGGCACUACCCUGUGGUAGCUUCAGCAGCCACAAGCUUCCCUGGGUGACAGUCUCUCACCAUGACCCGGAGAUCCCCUUCAACCACAGCUUCAUUGAGCCACCCUCGGCCGGCUGGGCCUCAGAUGACUCCUUCUCUUCUGAUCCCGAGUCCGGAGAAGACGAGAGCCCGGCCUACUGUGUACCACCCCAAGAAGGGAUGGUCACUGUGGCCCACGGAGAGUUUCCAGAAGCCAGCCUGGCUGGAGGCCCCGUCCCUCCCCCCGAGGACGCCUCCACCCCAUUUCCCAUCCCGCGCACUUCCAGCCUCGCCCGGGCCAAACGGCCGUCAGUCUCCUUUGCCGAAGGCACCAAGUUUGCCCCACAGAGUCGCCGAAGCUCAGGGGAAAUCUCCAGUCCUCUCCGAAAGCCCAAGAGGCUCUCCCGGGGGGCCCAGUUGGGCCCUGAAAGCCAGGAGGCUGAGGAGUCCAUGGACUCAGAGAAAGCAGAAAUGGAUGAAACCCUUCCUAGUGCUGCCAGCCCCAGGGAUUCAACCACUGGCCGCCGCCGGCUACCUCUUGGUGGCCGGACAGUGGCUGAGCGUGUAGAAGCCAUUGAGGGCAGUGUCCUGGAGGGCUCAGGCUCUGUGACUACGAUCUACAUGCUGGCAGGGACACCCCAGUUAUCUGAGGGCCCUGUCCGGUCUGUUCUCCGCCGUUUUGGUAGCUUCCAGAAAGGCCAGGCAGGGCCCAAGGUCAAGAGUGCCAUCCCCAAGCCUCCACGCCGGGCCCUUAGUCGAAAUAAGGGCAGCCCUGGACUAGCCUCUGGCUCUGCCAAGCAGAGCCCCAGCCUAGCCCCCAAUGAAGAGCUUACUAGGUCCUUAGAGUCUGUAGGAACUGGGCCAGAGGAAGUGGCCAGGGGGCUGGGGGAUGGUACCAAGAAUUCAGGAAGGGCCCAGGAGCUGACCCCUGACAGUGGCCCCCAAGAACAGGAUCCCCAAAAGCUGGCUGAUGAGAAAGAGCAGGAGGAGCCCCAGUAUGAGAACGUUACACCCAUCUCUGGGCUACCAGCACCCUGAGAACCAUGAAUUUGGAGAGUGGGAAGACUGUGGAUAGGGGUAGGCUUCUGAACUGCCCCUGGAUCAGACUGUGUUUUGCUGGAAAAAGAUCUCAGGGCCAGGAAAGACAGACCAGAGCCUCUGCCCUUUCAUGGGGAAACGUCAGAGCUGGAGGCCAAUUGGCUCUGGGCCCUGGCAGUGCUCUGGGAGUGGUCUGGAAGGCCUGGGCAGAGACCCCAUGGGGUGGAGUCAGGAAGGGGAAAGAGAUGACUGCAGGGACUUUUUUUUCUGUUUUCCUAGACUCUGCCCCAAAAGGCUAUUCUUUCCUCCAUUUGCAAAACAUUUUUCUGAAAUGGGAAACAACCUAAAUGAUGACAAAAGAUUGGUUAAAGAAAGAUUGCUUAGGAUAGGUCUCUAAACAACCACAAAAAUCACAUUGUGUAAGAAUAUUUAAUAUGGGAAAUAGGGGAGACUGUUUAUGCUCAACUGUUAAGUGUAAAAAAUAAGGUGUCUUUUUAUAAAUUUCAUUUCUUUUUGCUUCAGGCUACAUGUUUAGAAUUCUCCCACUUUGUGUAUAUUUUGUGAUUGUUUUACAAACUUAUUUUUUCUGAAGGAUGUAUGUGCAUAAAAAAUUUUGAGGGAGAGGCAUCAAAUGGCAUUUUUUUGGGGGGGGAUGAGAUUGUAGCUAAUAUUUAUUUUCUUAAACUUUUGUAUUAUUUGUAAAUUGUCAUUAGUGAACAUUCUUUUUACUUUUCUCAUUAGAUUUUUAAAAAAAUAUUAAAACAAUGUUUUUUGUGAAAAAUUUUAAAAAGUACUAACAUUAUAGACAUGUAUAAAGUAAAAAAGAGAUUUCCCUUUUCCUCAGAGGAACCUGAGGGACAGGGGAGGGACCAGACUUAACUUGUCUCUGAAUGUCUUUUGGUCUUGUUUGAAAUUUUUUUCUCACAUACAUGAAUUACCUAGUCAGUACAGAAACAGCAGCUUCCCCUUCUAUCCCAGUGCUCAGAGAAUCUGGUGAACAGUUCAGAUCUUUCCUUUCAGAUGUUUUUCUGGACACAUGAAAACAAAAGAUCAUAUUGUUGUACACUUUGUGUUUUUACUUAACAAUACAGUUUGGUUAUAUUUUGAUGUCCGUAAAUGUAAAGCUACCUCUUUUUAUUAAAAAAAUGGCUACAUGGAAUUCCAUCAUGUGGAAAAAACACAGAUUAUUUAAACCAUUCCCCUACCCGUGGAGAUUUGGGUUGUUUCUAAUCAUUUUGAUGCAAUAAAUGACACAGUGUACUAUUCUGUCCAUAUUUCUUUUUGCACUGUGCAUGUUUUUCUGCAGAAGAGAUUCCUAGAAGUGGAAUUGCUGGGUGAUAGGAUAAGACAUUAAAUAUUUGGGCACGCACUUUACAUUGCCCUCCAAAAAAGUUACAUGGUUUUGUAUUCUCACAAAUGAUAGCAAGAUCUAUUUCCGCACACCCGGUCUAAUAGGCUGAAAUGGUAUCUCAUUAUCUUAGCAUGAUAGAAAUAAUAAAGUGAUAACAUGCUAAAACUUUUUAAGAAGUUAAAAGUUUUGUACAGAUAAAAGGGUUUUUUACAUUUGUUUUUUAACUAUCAAAAAAUCGUAUCAUUAAAAUGUGAAUUUCUAUGCUUAUUCUAA
Mustela lutreola (European mink) is the source of this 4888-nucleotide messenger RNA. RefSeq names its product scavenger receptor class F member 1 (gene SCARF1). The transcript has 11 exons. Bases 661 to 3264 code for a protein of 867 amino acids. The record is from RefSeq and is a predicted model, not a curated record. Lineage: Eukaryota; Metazoa; Chordata; Mammalia; Carnivora; Mustelidae. Gene Ontology annotation, molecular function: scavenger receptor activity.